This is a messenger RNA of Chlamydomonas reinhardtii, 1876 nucleotides long. RefSeq lists its product as uncharacterized. The transcript has a single exon. Bases 256 to 777 code for a protein of 173 amino acids. The record is from RefSeq and is a predicted model, not a curated record. NCBI's taxonomy places the organism in Eukaryota, Viridiplantae, Chlorophyta, Chlorophyceae, Chlamydomonadales, Chlamydomonadaceae.
GAAUCACCGCUGUCGCUUUCCUAUUGCCGGCAUUCUUAAAGUGGACAUACUGGAGAAGGGUCACGUGGCGGCUGUUAAGCAGGACGUGGCGGACGUCAAGAAGAUGGUGCACCUGCUCUGCGGGAAGCACGGCAUUUUCAACGUCUAAGUGAGAAGGCUGCGUUAUGCAUACGCUAACUUCUUGUGAUGUGUAGGUCAAAGCAACGAUGCCUUGUCAGACUGACACAGGAAAGAUGUGGCACGCGCUGCUACAGCAUGGUGUACGGCUCCACCUUCCUGCCCGACGACCGUGUGGAGGACGUGGCGGUCUCGGCUGCCAGCAGGGUGGUCAAGCGGGAGCCGCGCAUCGGCCACAAGAUUGCCUGCUCCCAGCGCGUCGCCAACAAGGUGGUGCGCCUGCGCGAGGCGUCGGGUGGCAGGCAGGGGCGGCGCUCGCACGGGCGCACGCCAUCAGUGGGAGCGGAGCAGGCUGGGCGUUGGGGGUGGUCGUGGUGCCGGGGCGGGGCGGGCGCCAAGUCAGCAAUGCGGCCGUUUGAGGAGCUGUCGGCGCUGGUGGCGGUGCUGGCGGGCGCGUGGGGGGCCGCUUCCGGCAAGGAGUGGCAGAUGGGCCGCCUGCCUGAGGGGCUGAUGCAGCACAUGGUGGUCGUGGCGUCCGCGUACGAGCACAACGGAGCAGCGGGGCUGGUCGGCGUACCUCCUGGUUGGCGGCCGUGUUGUGCUGGUGGGACCGUCGGGCGCGCCGCAGGGGGCCGCUCGCGCCGCGCGUGGGUAAGGUAGGGCUGUACCACCAGUGGCCAGUGGCAGCGCCGAUCUGUAGGUGAUGGCCAUUGCAUGGUGCGUGUGGCUUGAGAUGAUGACGCACGGUUGGCUGGGGCCAGGGGCAGGGUUAUGAGGACGUGGUGAGCGGCGCGUGGUGGCAGGCUGCAGGCCUGCGGUCCCACCGUUUUAGUCCAUGUAAUGAGGCGGCGGCCACUGCUUCAUUCCGUGUGAGAAUGCUGGGGGGCUGGGUAGCAGGCGGCGAUGCGGGUGCCAGCAGCAGCCAGGAAGCUUUCACACAUUGGGGGUGAUUGGGGGAUGUGCAUUACAGGCGGCAAGCAGGGUGACGCCAUUAGUGCUGCAAGGGCCGGCCACAGUCAAGUUCUCAAAGUGCCGUCCAGGCAAGUGAAGGCCCGCGACAUCCAGCUGCAUCCUGCUUAACGUCAACACGCGAAUGCCUUCUCUUGCACCCUGGUUUUGCACUCGUGAGAGCCUUCCGAAAGUAUCGAGUUCAAGCACGCCACCGCAACCGUAUCUAACCUUGUUCCACCAGCGGUUGUGUGCCUGCCUCUGGCAACCGGCUGGGUCCAUGCAUUCUAAACUGCGUUCUGAAAGGAAGGCACGCGCACCACUGCAACACAUAUGAUACAAGUACUGAGCACGUCAACAGAUGAUGAAACAAUGAGCGAAGCAUUGAUGCGUUGGGUGUGCCCCAAUAGCGGCCUGGCAAUAAUACAGGAAACACAGAAAGGCUAAGCUAGUCCAGGGCGACAAUGGUCAUAUCCGUUGGUUGCGGUUGCCCUGGUGGCCGCCGUUGGGCCCGCUGUCGCCCACUCGCCCCCAUCAACACGGCCGCGGCGGCGGCUGCAAAAGCUGCAGCCUGCUCAGCGCGCAGCUUCUCCGCCAGCGCAUCAAUCUCCACGAAUCCGGGGAGGCGCACCGGGGUGAACAAGUCUGGCCGGAGCGGGCCGGCCAGGCGCAGCAGCCUCCGCUCUGUCACGCGUGAGAGCAUCCCGUACAGCUGGCCGGGCGUAAACACGCUGCGGGCGUGGAUGAUCCACGGAGAACGCUUUCUGUUCUCCGCGAGUUGCCAGGUCCUGGCUGAGGACAUACUUUGUAG